Messenger RNA from Fonticula alba, 1497 nucleotides. RefSeq lists its product as hypothetical. Lineage: Eukaryota; Rotosphaerida; Fonticulaceae. Bases 93 to 1298 code for a protein of 401 amino acids. Gene Ontology annotation, molecular function: CAAX-protein geranylgeranyltransferase activity. The record is from RefSeq and is a predicted model, not a curated record. Gene Ontology annotation, cellular component: CAAX-protein geranylgeranyltransferase complex. Gene Ontology annotation, biological process: protein geranylgeranylation. The transcript has 4 exons.
ACCGCCACCGCCACCGCCACCGCUGCCGUCACCACUGGUUGCCCCCUCCCCUCCUCCGCUGCCCCUCCCUCUACCUGCCCCCUCCCAGCACCAUGCCAUCCUCCACGGGUGCCCCCAUCCUGAAGGCCCCUCUUGGGGUGGAGAAGCACCGCAAGUACUUUGACAAGUGUCUGCUCGGGCCGAUCCCGCACUACUUCGCCACCCUCGAGCCGUCGCGCAUGUCGCUCGUGUUCUUCCUGAUCGGGGGCAUGGCCAUCACCGACUCCCUCGAGUCGCUGAAGGCCAGCGGUGCCGGAACCGCUGUGGCCGACUGGAUCUACAUGAUGCAGGUGGAACCGACGUCGGAAAACGGCGGUGCCGCCGGCUUCCGGUCCAGCAGUGUGCUCGGGUGCGGCGAGCAAAUUUCCUCCGCAUCCUCCGACAGCCCCAUCCACACCCUGGACACAUCGCACAUCACCAUGACCUACUGUGCGCUGGCUGCUCUGGCCAUUCUCGGAGACGACUUCUCCCGGGUCAACCGCGCAGCCAUUGUCCAGCACCUGCGGUCGCUCCAGCGGGAGGAUGGCUCCUUCCAGGCGGUUUCCUAUGGUCCGGGCAUGAAGGCACUUGACUUCACCGCUCCCGGCCCCGAUGGCCAGCCCCUGCCGGGGAUCGGCGACAGCGAGUACGACAUGCGCUUCCUGUUCAGUGCUUGCGCCGUAUCUUGGCUGCUGGAUGACUGGUCUGGCAUCGACCAGGUUCGCGCGCUGGAGUACAUUCGCCAGAGCUACAACUACGAUGGCGGCUUUGGUCAGGGGCCCUUCUUGGAGUCCCAUGGCGGCUCGACCUUCUGUGCUCUGGCCUCGCUCAGCCUCAUGGGCAAACUGGAUGAGGCUUUGCCCGACCGGGACCACACCAUCCAGUGGCUCAUCCACCGCCAGCUGGAGCUCAGCUACAAUGGCCGUCCACACAAGGACGAGGACUCCUGCUACUCUUUCUGGGUGGGCUCCUCCAUUGAGCUCCUGGAAUCCGGCCACCUGCCGGAUCAUGCCAAAAUCAUGACCUACCUCUCCAAGUGCCAGUCGGUGAUCGGUGGUCUGUCGUCUUCGAUGGGCGGCUCGCCGGAUCCGAUCCACUCUUACCUGGGCCUCUGCGGAUGGCACCUUUGCCAGAAGCACCUUGGCAGUGCCGGUGUCGAGAACCUGGACGAUGCUCCGGCGGACUUCCCCCUGAUUUCGAUCGACACCUCCCUCGACAUGCCGCUCCAUUCGGUUGAGCACAUGAAGAAGCUGCACGCGCAGUGGAAGAAGCAGGACUGAGUGUGUGUGUGUAUGUGUGUGCUGGCGCUCAGGCCUGAGGGGGCACGCUUUUUGCGGUACCAUGACCAUCCAGGAUUUGAUCCACCAUGCCCGACCCUUCUCAACAAACACAUACACACACCCCGGUUGGAAAGAAAAACACCUUUCACCUUUGCCUCUCCCCCAACAAGAGGGGAGGAAGGGAAGGGGGGGGGGGGGG